AGCGGCGGUGCGGUAGGACGCUAGGGAAGCCGGAAGGACGGGAACGCGAAGCACCGUGGCUAGUUUUCGCGGUGCACUGUGGGAGAAAGCUGGGAGCUGUUGUUUUUUUCCGUAGAGGAGAUUUCACCAUUGCCGGCUUUGAGAGACCGCGGUCAAAAUGCCGGAACGAGAUAGUGAGCCCUUCUCUAACCCUUUGGCCCCAGAUGGCCACGAUGUGGACGAUCCUCAUUCCUUCCACCAAUCAAAACUUACCAAUGAAGAUUUCAGGAAACUUCUCAUGACCCCAAGGGCUGCACCUACUUCUGCACCACCUUCAAAAUCACGUCACCAUGAGAUGCCAAGAGAGUACAAUGAGGAUGAAGACCCAGCUGCACGAAGGAGGAAAAAGAAAAGUUAUUAUGCCAAGCUACGCCAACAAGAAAUUGAGAGAGAGAGAGAGCUUGCAGAGAAAUACCGGGACCGUGCCAAGGAACGGAGAGAUGGUGUGAACAAAGAUUAUGAAGAAACUGAGCUGAUUAGUACCACAGCCAACUAUCGGGCAGUGGGCCCCACUGCUGAGGCGGACAAAUCAGCUGCAGAGAAGAGAAGACAGUUGAUUCAGGAGUCCAAAUUCUUGGGUGGUGAUAUGGAACACACCCAUUUGGUGAAAGGCUUGGAUUUUGCUUUGCUUCAGAAGGUACGCGCUGAGAUUGCCAGCAAAGAGAAGGAGGAAGAGGAACUCAUGGAAAAGCCCCAAAAGGAAACCAAGAAAGAUGAGGAUCCUGAAAACAAAAUUGAAUUUAAAACACGACUUGGCCGAAAUGUGUAUCGAAUGCUUUUCAAAAGUAAAUCCUAUGAGCGCAACGAGCUGUUCUUACCAGGCCGGAUGGCCUAUGUGGUAGACCUGGAUGAUGAGUAUGCAGACACGGAUAUCCCCACCACUCUUAUCCGCAGCAAGGCUGAUUGCCCCACCAUGGAGGCCCAGACUACACUGACUACAAAUGACAUUGUUAUCAGCAAGCUCACCCAGAUUCUGUCAUACCUGAGGCAGGGUACCCGAAACAAGAAGCUCAAGAAGAAGGAUAAAGGAAAACUGGAAGAAAAGAAACCGCCUGAGGCAGACAUGAACAUUUUUGAAGACAUUGGGGAUUAUGUUCCCUCCACAACCAAAACACCUCGAGACAAGGAGCGGGAGAGAUACCGGGACCGGGAGCGUGAUCGGGAACGGGACAGAGACCGGGAGCGAGAGCGGGACCGGGAACGGGAGCGAGACCGGGAGCGGGAGCGGGAGGAAGAAAAGAAAAGGCACAGCUACUUUGAGAAGCCGAAAGUGGAUGAUGAGCCGGUGGAUGCUGACAAAGGACCUGGAUCUGCCAAAGAGUUGAUCAAGUCCAUCAAUGAAAAAUUUGCUGGGUCUGCUGGUUGGGAAGGCACUGAAUCGUUGAAGAAGCCUGAAGACAAGAAGCAGCUGGGUGAUUUCUUUGGCAUGUCCAAUAGUUAUGCAGAAUGCUAUCCAGCCACGAUGGAUGACAUGGCUGUAGAUAGUGAUGAGGAGGUAGAUUAUAGCAAAAUGGACCAGGGUAACAAGAAGGGUCCCUUAGGCCGCUGGGAUUUUGAUACUCAGGAGGAAUAUAGCGAGUAUAUGAACAACAAGGAGGCUUUGCCCAAGGCUGCAUUCCAGUAUGGUAUCAAGAUGUCUGAAGGACGGAAAACCAGACGCUUCAAAGAAACCAAUGAUAAGGCAGAGCUUGAUCGCCAGUGGAAGAAAAUAAGUGCGAUCAUUGAGAAGAGGAAGAAGAUGGAAGCAGAUGGGGUUGAAGUGAAAAGACCAAAGUACUAAUAAUCUAAUCCCAACCGUCACCACACGGCUGUUCUGUUGGUUGUUUCUACAAUUCCUAGCAAGGGGGCAAACUGUUUGUGUUUGUGAAUGUUUAUAAAUCUUCAUUGUAUAACUAUUUGUUUAUAGAUCUGCCUCCCAAGUGCUAAGAUUAAUGGCAUGCACCCAUGCCCAACAUGUUCCAUUAAAAUUAGUUAAACCCGCUGUC
Messenger RNA from Onychomys torridus (southern grasshopper mouse), 2024 nucleotides. RefSeq names its product IK cytokine (gene Ik). The coding region runs from base 158 to 1819 and encodes 553 amino acids. Gene Ontology annotation, biological process: mRNA splicing, via spliceosome. The record is from RefSeq and is a predicted model, not a curated record. Gene Ontology annotation, cellular component: nucleus. Lineage: Eukaryota; Metazoa; Chordata; Mammalia; Rodentia; Cricetidae. The transcript has 20 exons.